Messenger RNA from Aspergillus welwitschiae, 1140 nucleotides. Its product is annotated as GTP-binding protein. Gene Ontology annotation, cellular component: cytoplasm. Lineage: Eukaryota; Fungi; Ascomycota; Eurotiomycetes; Eurotiales; Aspergillaceae. The record is from RefSeq and is a predicted model, not a curated record. The transcript has a single exon. Bases 1 to 1140 code for a protein of 379 amino acids.
AUGGCCCCCAUCCCCAUAACAAUCCUAACCGGCUUCCUGGGUAGCGGCAAAACUACCCUCCUUCUAAAUCUCAUUCCUCAACUCCCUUCAACUUACCGACUCGCACUUCUCAAAAACGAAUUCGGCGAUGUAGCAAUCGACUCCCAACUCGCAUCUACCUCCUCAAUCAGCGGUGUCCGCGAACUCCUCAACGGCUGCAUCUGCUGCAACCUCGUCGGCCAGCUCAGCGACGCGCUCUUCCAGCUCCUCAACGAAGUGAAACCCGACCGCAUUGUGAUCGAGACAUCUGGGUCUGCGUUCCCGGCCACCCUAGCAAUGGAAGUCAAUCGGCUUGCGCGCGAACACCCAGGAACAUUCAGCUUGGAUGGAGUGAUUAGCGUGAUUGAUGUGGAGAAUUGGGAGGGAUAUGAGGAUACGAGUUAUACGGCGAAACUGCAGGCGCGGUAUACGGAUCUGAUUGUGUUUAAUAAGUGGGAGGCGGCGGGGGAGAUGAAGUUCGAGAUUUGUUUAGACCGGGUAGGUGAUUUGGAGGUUGAGACUCCGUGGGUGAAGAGCGAGAAGGGACGGGUGGAUAAGGAUGUGUUGUUGGGGAUCGAUGGGGCAUUGUUCGGGGAGGAGGGGGUGGAUGGGCAUGAGCAUGGGCAUGAGCAUAACCAUGGGGAAGGGCAUAAGCAUGAGCAUGGACAUCAGUCCGAGGUGGAGGUGCUGUCGGUUACAUUGAAGGCGAAGCAGGACGAGGCUGUUGUGGAUACCCAGGCAUUGGUGGAGAAGUUGUUGCGCGCCGCGAACAAGGAAGAGGUGUAUCGGAUCAAGGGCGUCAUGCGGUGCUCGACUGCUGCGCCGCCGGCCGCGUCGGAGGAAGAGGAUGCGCAGCAGGCGGGCCAAUCGGUGGCUGUGGAUGCGGAUGGCCCGGCAGCAAGACACUAUAUCCUGAACUGGGCGUUUGGGCGCUGGACAUUCACGCCGUCUGAUAUGGUGGCCGAGACGGCCGAUCCUGCGGUGGCGGCUAGAAUUACCUUCAUUCUGGCCCGGUAUGAGUCGGGCAAGUGGAAGAAGAGGCUGGAGGCCGGUGGAUUGGUUCAGGUUGCGGAGGAGAGUACUAGUGAGGGGGCGGAGUUGGUGGUUGAAAGACUAGUCUAG